GAAUUUAUAAAUUCAAUAAAUCAAAGUCGUCAAAAGACAGGAUAAAAAUGUUUGAUAAGGUUACAAAACUUGUUUAACCUUGACAAAACACGCAAUUGGACGUCUUUGUUGUAUUCUCAAGAGAUUUAAAAUACAGUGAAGAUUUUUAUUGUAUCUAAACAUUAAAAGGCAAACGUUUCAAUUUUCAUUGCAAGACGCAAACACUUUUUUAAAAAAAUCCUCAAAAUAUGUUUAUCUCGAUCCGUUUGCUGCCUCUCGUCUUGGUAUUCCAUUUUCAAAUUUAUAAAGCUGAAGAACAAGUUUCAGAUAAUCUAAAAAGUGACCAAACAACUAAUGAAAUCGAAGAACUAUUUUUGAAAAAUGACGUUUCUGACAAGGAAAAAGAAAAAACUUUAAACAAAGCACUUAAUGACUUAAAUACAAUUUUAAAUGCUAAUAAUGAUAAUUAUGCUGAUAAUGAUAAUUAUAACAUAAGAAAUGGUGAAACUAACGAGAAUCAAAAAAUUGAAAAGAAUUUGUUAUUUGAAGAAAUCCAAAAAAAGAAUGAAAAUGACAAUUUAAAAAACGAACCUAGCGCUGCAAUACCUUGGCGCAAAGAUGAACUUUCAAUGAUUAAUUCUCUAUUAAAAAGGAUGGAAUCGUCAGGAUUGCUUAAAAAUAAUGUAAACAAUGAAUUAAAAGAUAACAAAAAAGAUGAAUUGAAUAGCCCAGGUUUACCUUGGCGCAGAGAGAAAAUUACAAUUGAUUCCCUUUUUAAAAGGAUGGAAUCGCUUGGUCUGCUGAAAAGAAAUGUAAACAAUGAAUUAAAAGAGCCGAGUGCGGCUCUACCUUGGCGAAGAGAUGAAGUAUCACUUGAAUCUCUUUUAAAAAAAUUAGAAUCAUUAAGAUUGUUUAAGGAUAAUAAAAACAAUGAACUAAAUAUUGCAGCUUUACCUUGGCGUAGAGAGGAACUCUCAACUAAUUCUCUUUUGAAGUUGAUGGAAUCAAUAGGAUUAGAUGAAAAUAACAAAAAAGACGAUUUAAAAGACCCGAGUGCUUUACCUUGGCGCAAAGAUGAAUUGUCAAUUGAGUCUCUUUUAAAGAGGCUGGAAUCAUCAGGGUUGUUUAAAGAUAACGAAAAAAAUGAAUUUAAUAUACCAGCUUUACCUUGGCGCAGAGAUGGGUUAUCAAUUGAGUCUCUUUUUAAAAAGAUGGAAUCAUUGGGAUUGUUAGAAAAUAAUGAAAACGAUGAACUAAAAACCCCAGCUUUGCAUUGGCGCAGAGAUGAAACAAUGAUUAGAUCACUUUUAAAAAAAAUGGAAUUAUUGGGACUGCUUGAAAAUAAUGAAAACAAUAAACUAAAAACCCGAACUUUACCUUGGCGCCGAGAUGAAAUAUCAAUCAAAUCUCUUUUGAAUAAGAUGGAAUCAUUAGGUUUGUUAGAAAAUAAUGAAAACGACGAGUUAAAAAGCCCAGGUUUACCUUGGCGUCGAGAUGAAAUAUCUAUUAAAUCUCUUUUGAAUAAGAUGGAAUCAUUAGGUCUGUUAGAAAAUAAUGAAAACGACGAAUUAAAAAGACCAGCUUUAUCUUGGUGUCGAGAUGAAAUAUCAAUUAAAUCUCUUUUGAAUAAGAUGGAGUUAUUAGGUUUGUUAGAAAGUAAGAAAAACGAUGAAAUAAAAAGUCCAGGUUUACCUUGGCGCAAAGAAGAGCUCUCAAUUGGUUCGCUCUUAAAGAGAAUUGAAUUACUAGGAUUGCUCAACGAAAAUAAAAAUCUGCACCGAGAGUCAUUAAUGGUAAAAAAAGGCGAAAAUAAUUUUUUUAAUUUUCCAAGAAAAGAUUCCGCUAUCUUGAGCGAUUCCACCAUCUUCGAUAACCUUAAAGAUAAUUCAAAGCUUGAAAAUGAAACGGAAAAAAAAGAUAAUAAAAAUUCAAAAAUGAAUGAAAAAAUUGUUGAACUUUUUAAAAAGUUCAAAGAUUAUUUUUCAACUGAAAAUUAAAGUGAAGCUGAUUUUUAAAAUCUUUUAUGAAGAUAAUUUUGAAUGUUUUCUUUUGUAGGUAUGUUUUUCAAUAAUUAUGGGAAGAACACAAAAAUUGUUUAAAUCACAUGUAUUUAUGUAGAAUAACGAUAAAUUAAUAAAAUAUUUUUUAAAAA
This is a messenger RNA of Hydra vulgaris (swiftwater hydra), 2131 nucleotides long. Its product is annotated as PW peptide. The record is from RefSeq and is a predicted model, not a curated record. Lineage: Eukaryota; Metazoa; Cnidaria; Hydrozoa; Anthoathecata; Hydridae.